Pelobates cultripes (western spadefoot toad) is the source of this 273-nucleotide messenger RNA. The record is from the annotation of a GenBank genome assembly. Lineage: Eukaryota; Metazoa; Chordata; Amphibia; Anura; Pelobatidae.
AUGUCGGAGGAUGGUGACUCCAAUAUGGCGCCGACAGCGGUCAAAACUUACUUAAACCCUCCUAGCCCGACAGCCUCGUGUACCUCAGCUAUCUCCGCUGAUUGUGAUAUCAAGGAACUCAUUCAAUAUCUACCUUUCAAAGCAUGCCUGGGAUCAGAGAUCAGACAGGUCAGCCUCCGAGUUCAGGAUCUCAAAGACAACAGAGGCACUGUACAGGCCCAAUUGGAUAUCCUAACAUCCAGGAGUGAGGUCCAAGAGACGCAUAUAUCCUGA